CUAAUUCUCUUGAUUGCACCCCACCUACUUGAAGACAUAUUUCGAAUAGAGCCCUCUCUGUACACAUCUACUUGUUGGACAAGGGCCAUCAGACAUUCCAGCACAUGUUCAACCUCCGAUUUACCCACCGCCCUUCUCCUUCCACUCCAACUCCCACCGAACCCUUAUAGCGCCUGCGAUGAGCAAGGUUCCUGAUGCCUGGGAGGACGAGUGGUCCACCACCGCUGAUGAUCUGCCAACCCCUCCCUCGGAGGCCAAGAGAGUCUCGUCGAAAGUGACAAAGGCCCAGAAAAGGGCUCAGCAGGCCGAAUUCAACCGCCAGCUGUGGGCCGAAGCUGAAGGACCGAGGGAAACCAACUACUUCUUGGAAUCGCGCAACAUCGUUCCGCUACGGUCCGAGUUCAAACCCCCUCCAAUCCUCCUCUCGAGAAAGGGCCCCAUCAUACAAUCAAACUCCCCGCGACCGCCUACGGCGGGCCUCCAAGACCUGAGCCUGAACAGCGACAAGAACAACUCUGGUGACCGCGAAUCAUCGGAGGACGAAGAGGAGGUCAAGGCCCGCGAGCUCUCCGUCGCCGAACGACAAGCCCAAGCCGCCAGGGACCGAGAGGAGAAGCAGCGCAAAUACGAGGAACGCAGGCAAGAGCUGUUCGGGACCUCCAGGGCCAGCACAACCCUGUCCUCUCACCAGCAAGCAGGUCAUAACAAGUCCGGAACCUCCAGUCCCGGGAGCCUGACCCCCCCAGGUUCGCGGUCUGCGACGCCCAGUCGAAGCCGAGGCGGCAGGGGAGGGCGUCGCGGAGCAGCUGCAGCCGCAGGAGGAGGAGGCGUGGCGGGCAACCACAACAUCAACUCGCGAAACCAAUCAAGAGGCGGAUCUCAACAUCGGGAAUUAUAUGAUCCUUCAUACGCUUCAAGGCCGGACUCGACGUACAUUCCGCGACGGGAGCGGGAGAAUGGAGUGGGAAUAAUCCAUCAUCCCGCCGGGCUGCCUCAGCAACACGUCCAGGAACCAAUCCGGGCACCGAGAGGGCCAGAUGGCAGCGGCCGAGGUGGCUUUGGUUUUGCGCCCCGGGCCCCGACAAGCGAGCCUGUGCAGGCCGAAACGGCCGCUCCAGCAACAAGUCAUCCUUCUAUAGACGCGGGGGAAGCCGCCGCUCCUCCUCCUCCUCAUCCUCCUCCUUCUGACACUGAUGCAACACGGACGACCUCAUGAGCGAACCUGCCUCGUCGCUCCCGGGCCGAAUCAGACUGGGGAGGGAAAUGGCCCUUUUAUCAUUAAGCCACGAGUCCCAGCCAGGACCGAGCGAGGGCCGGAAAUCAUUGUCCUGCUAGGGAGUUCACCGGACUAUUUUUACAAAUCAGCGUAGACACGGCCAUAUGUCUCUGCGGCCCCAACUCACCCGGGGCUUUAGAACUCUGUACCACACUUCCUGGGGGUGGUUUUUUAGAACGAGCAUGGAAAAAAGCAGAGUAGAAUGCCAUCCCUGAUCGCUCCAACAUACCUGUGCCCAAGUCGCCGAGUCAAUCAAAUAUGCUUGCUCCAGUUUUCCAUGUGGACACGAUCCUCUUGCGUCUAGCCAGGGAUACCUAC
Molecule: messenger RNA, 1594 nt
Organism: Cladophialophora immunda
Lineage: Eukaryota; Fungi; Ascomycota; Eurotiomycetes; Chaetothyriales; Herpotrichiellaceae
Exons: 3
Coding region: 179-1216 (345 amino acids)
Source: RefSeq, a predicted model, not a curated record